This is a messenger RNA of Aedes albopictus (Asian tiger mosquito), 3687 nucleotides long. RefSeq lists its product as uncharacterized. NCBI's taxonomy places the organism in Eukaryota, Metazoa, Arthropoda, Insecta, Diptera, Culicidae. The coding region runs from base 1 to 3687 and encodes 1228 amino acids. Gene Ontology annotation, molecular function: nucleic acid binding. Gene Ontology annotation, biological process: DNA integration. The record is from RefSeq and is a predicted model, not a curated record. The transcript has a single exon.
AUGGUAGGAGUACGCACAGUUGCUGAAUUACUGCUUCCAUCGCAAACGCUCAACUUUGAUGAGCUAGCUGGGUUAUAUCCGCAUCUCAAGGGUUUGCCGAUCAGCUCCUAUCAAGAGGUCCGGCCGAGAAUCCUCAUCGGAAUGAAGGAUCAACACCUCAGCCUUGUUCAGAAAAGCCGCGAGGGAGCGCUACAUGAGCCAAUCGCCGUUAAAACUCGGCUAGGAUGGACUGUCUGCGGAGGAGGUAAUCGAGACACAGCCGCCAACCUGACCCACUCGGUAUUCCAUAUCUGCGCCUGCAACCCGUCCUCGGACGAGGAUCUACAUAAGAUGAUGAAGGAGUACUUCACAGUGGAUAGCCUGGGAGUUGCACAUCCGAAGAAACGUCUUCUCUCAACAGAAGAAGAGCGAGCGCAAACUCUUCUUGAGACACGAACAACGCUCAAAGGCAACCGUUAUGAAACGGGACUGUUGUGGCGCUAUGACAAUGUUCGACUUCCGGACAGUUUUCCGAUGGCCCUUCGACGGCUGCAGUGCCUUAAAAAGAGAAUGGAUAAGGAUCCCCAGCUAGCGGAAGCACUCAAUAACAAGAUCAUCGAUCUCGUCGAAAAGGGUUACGCCAGGAAGCUAACCGAUAACGAGCUUGUCCAAAACUUUCCCCGGACGUGGUACCUACCGAUAUUUCCCGUAACGAAUAUUAACAAGCCCGGGAAAAUACGAAUGGUGUGGGAUGCUGCUGCGAUGGUACAUGGAUUUUCACUCAAUUCAGCGCUGCUUAAAGGACCCGAUCAAUUCUGCGAACUUUUCACCAUACUGAUCCAAUUCCGUGAAGGUCGAGUUGCUCUAACUGGAGACGUACGGGAAAUGUUUCUCCAAGUGCUAAUGCGACCCGAAGACCAGCAGUGCCAACGAUUUCUCUGGUACGAUGAAGAUGGAACAACCUCCGUCUACGUUCUGCAGGUGAUGACCUUUGGAGCUUGCUGCUCUCCUAGUAGUGCCCAGUUCGUGAAGAACCUGAAUGCUGAACGCUUCAAGGAAGAGUAUCCAGCAGCCGUUGAAGUAAUCCAAAAACGACACUACGUCGACGACAUGUUAAUGAGUGUUGCUGACGAAGAAGAGGCGAUACAACUUGCCAAGCAGGUGAAGAAAGUGCACGCGGAAGGCGGCUUCGAGAUCCGUAACUGGAUAAGCAACUCUAAACGAGUGGUGGAUGAAUUGCAGGAGAAACCGACAGAUGAAAAGAACCUCGAUCUAUCACCAGAGUUAGCCACAGAGAAGGUGCUUGGCAUGUGGUGGUGUACCGACUCAGACAUGUUCACCUUCAAGGUAGGAUGGGACCGUUACGGACGAGCGUUAUUGAUGGGCCAACGUCGCCCGACAAAAAGGGAGAUGCUGCGCGUGCUCAUGUCUGUUUUCGACCCACUUGGGCUGAUUGCGCAGUUCCUGAUGUUUCUAAAAGUUGUGCUACAAGAUGUCUGGCGCUCUGGAACUGGAUGGGACGACCAAGUCAGCGACGUAAUUUUCGAAAAAUGGCAAACGUGGCUACAAGUCCUCCCUAACAUCGAACAUGUCGCUAUUCCUCGGUGCUAUCACAGCCUUCGUACUGCUAUGAGCGAAGAUAUCCAGCUUCACACGUUCGUAGACGCGAGCGAAAAUGGCAUUGCCGCAGUCUGCUACAUACGUUUCCACAAGGACGGCAUCGUGGAAUGCAACAUUGUGGCCGCAAAGACCAGAGUCGCGCCGCUGAAAUUCCUCUCCAUCCCCAGACUAGAGCUUCAAGCAGCGUUAAUCGGUGCGCGAUUAGCGCGGUCGGUAUCAGAAGCCCUCUCGGUUCAGAUCUCUCAUAGGUUUUACUGGUCGGACUCUCAAGAUGUCCUGUUCUGGAUCAAGUCUGAUCAUCGCCGGUACUCACCGUUUGUGGCCUUCCGGAUAAGUGAAAUUCUCGAGUUAACCGAAAUGACUGAAUGGAGAUACGUUCCCACCGACUUGAACGUAGCGGAUGACGGUACAAAAUGGAAAGGUUUGCCAGAUCUUCAACCACAAGCUAGAUGGUUCAACGGCCCAUCAUUCCUUUAUUUCUCUGAGAGUCACUGGCCUCGUUCGCUGGAGCGUUCAAACACUGCCGAUCUGGAGCUCCGUCCGAGUUUGAUGGCACACUUCGUCGCACCUGAACCGAUAGUGCAAGCCAGCGAUUUCUCCAGCUGGGAUCGGUUGAUUAGAGUCGUCGCAUACGUACAAAGGUUUCCCAGCAACUGCAGGUUGAAAAUCCAGAAGAAGCCAAUCAUCGAUGGCCCUCUCUCCAGCGAUGAAAUGUGCUCUGCCGAAAGCUACCUGUUUCGCCAGACCCAGCUGGAAACCUAUUCUGAUGAGAUCGCCCUGCUGCAACGAUCGCAGGAUAAUCCGUUGCUCUCCAAAACCCCCUUACCAAAAACAAGUCCGUUUCAUCAAAAGUCACCAUGGCUGGAUCAAAAUGGAGUAUUGAGGAUGCGUGGCCGCAUUGCGAACUGUGACUAUGCAACCGACGAAGCUAAAAAUCCAGUUAUACUUCCCCGUGACCACCCAACCACCAACUUGAUAAUUGCACAUUACCACCGGAAAUACCACCACCAAAAUCAUGAGACCGUAAUCAAUGAGAUUCGUCAGAAAUACAGUGUCCCGAGACUCCGCACAACGUAUGCUAAAGUCCGAAACGAUUGCCAACGCUGCAAGAACGCUCGGGCUAUCCCACGGGUGCCGAUCAUGGCCGAAUUACCCUCAGCCCGACUCGAUGCAUUUGCUCGCCCGUUCACUCACGUAGGCGUCGAUUUCUUCGGACCUUACGAGAUCGCCAUCGGCCGCCGAACCGAAAAGCGUUGGGGUAUGCUGGCUACCUGCCUCACAACCCGUGCAAUCCAUAUUGAAGUUGCCAAUUCUCUCAACACUGGAUCGUGCGUGAUGGCUUUGCGCAACUUUAUCUCUCGAAGAGGCAAACCAAGGACAAUCUACAGCGACCGAGGAACGAAUUUCAUAGGGGCAAACCGUGAAAUGAAGGAAGCGGAGCAAUCAGUCGACCAAGAAAGGCUCAUGAAUGAGUUCAUCGACGCCGAUACCAGAUGGGAAUUUCUUCCUCCUGCCUCGCCACACAUGGGUGGCAGCUGGGAACGAUUGAUCGGCUGUGUGAAGAAAAACUUAAUGGCAGUUCUUCAAACGAAAAAGUUAACGGACGAAGUUUUCCGGAACCUGUUAACCGAAAUAGAAAAUACGGUUAAUUCUCGACCUCUGACACACGUCCCUCUGGACGAUGACUCGGCUCCUGCAUUGACACCCAACCACUUUCUACUUGGGUCAUCGAACGGAGUAAAACCAAUAUGCACUAUCGACGACAGCGGUGACGUUCUACGGCAGUGUUGGAGGCUGUCUCAAGUUCAGGCCAACCGGUUCUGGACAAGAUGGGUAAGCGAUUACUUACCCGAAAUAACCCGACGCAGCAAAUGGUUUACCGACACGAAGCCAGUACAGGAUAACGACGUGGUGCUGAUUGUAGAUCCCAAACUGCCCCGGAAUUGCUGGCCUAGGGGCAGAAUCAUCUGUACUCACCCAGGACGUGACGGUCAACCACGAUCGGCAACGGUGAGGACUGCAACCGGUAUCUACGAACGUCCGGUAGCCAAGCUAGCCGUGCUAGAUGUACGGCGCGUUCAAAAGUAA